Molecule: messenger RNA, 1075 nt
Organism: Bombina bombina (fire-bellied toad)
Lineage: Eukaryota; Metazoa; Chordata; Amphibia; Anura; Bombinatoridae
Gene: PTGES
Product: prostaglandin E synthase
Exons: 3
Coding region: 50-487 (145 amino acids)
Biological process (GO): prostaglandin biosynthetic process
Cellular component (GO): membrane
Molecular function (GO): prostaglandin-E synthase activity
Source: RefSeq, a predicted model, not a curated record
AUAACAUUGUAAAGUAUCUGGUAAAGCAGCACUUCAUCCCAACUGCACGAUGGAAAAUGAAGUAUUUGCUUCGUGGGCUUUUUAUAGCACUCUCCUAAUUGUAAAGAUGUAUCUCCUGGCUAUAAUGACAGGUCAGAUCCGUCUGCGCAGAAAGGCAUUUGCUAAUCCAGAGGAUGCAUUGAGACAUGGAGGAUUACAGUAUUUCCGAGAAGAUCCUGAUGUAGAGCGAUAUCGGAGGGCCCACAGAAAUGAUAUGGAGAACAUUUUCCCUUUUCUGUUCCUUGGAGCCAUCUAUUCAAUCUUGGAUCCUAACCCUACUGUAGCCAGGUUCCACUUUAGAAUUUUCUUCCUAUGCCGUCUGAUCCACACAGUUGCAUACGUGCUGGCACUGAAAGCUCCAACGCGUUCCGUGGCCUACAGCAUUGCUCAAAUUCCUUGCUUCUCCAUGGCCCUGCAAAUCCUUCUGUCUGUCGCCUCCUAUUGGUAACACUGUGCCAGGAACUCAAUAAACUGACUGCCCAUAAAGGAUGUCGGGAAGAGGUUAACCAUUUUCAAUGGGACAUCAAGCAGUGAAUAUGUUGACAUUUAUAAUUCUUUUGUCUCAAGAAACUGCAUUCAGUUAGGAAAACAAUGGUUUAUGAUAUGAAACUAGCUACGGUUAUGUUGGCCCUCGGUUUGGUCUAUGACGGCGCCAGCCCUGUUUUUAAACUGGGGAUGGGGAGUUUACUCGUUUUAAUAUGAAGUAAUUGUGAGAUGCAUACAGUAUAUAUCUGCCACGUAUUCCAGCAUCACUUCCAGUAUAAUCCGUAACAACAUGAAGAGAAUUCUCAGCUAUUAUAUAUUUUAGAAACACAAACAACUUCCCCUCUUUUUCCCUUUGUUAAUGACAAAAGCUGGUGAAAUGGACAUCCCUCCAAUAUGGGUAACUGAUAUAUGGGUUUUUUUACAGCUUAUAGAUGAAGGUUUUUUUUUCUUUACAAAAUCAGAGGUCCCACCAGCAAUACAUGUAUUCUUAUACUGACUAUAUAUUAUUUUUAUGUUAACUUUUAUAUGUAAUAAAUGCACACGCAUGUGA